UCGUCGCACGAGGACCGUGUUCCAUCCGGUUUCCUCACACCAUUUCUCCCAUCAUCCCCCCCUUUUUUUUUCUUUCGUUCACGUUUAAACACGUCCCUAAAAAAGAAAAAAAAAAAAACUUCCCCCACACACACACAUAAAAAGAAAUAAAAGUUGGCUACGAAUUGCAUCGGCCACGUGAACUGUGGGGCAAAGAAAAGGGGGGACCCCAAAAAAAAACAACAUGGCCACUCGUUCGAAACUGGUCCGAACACAACCGAAACCCUCCAGUGUGUAGUGUGUUGAUUUGUUUUCUUUAAAAAGUAAAAUCCAACACACACAGAGAAAAGUUUUAAAAAAAUUCGUCGUAAGUGUUGUGUGUGUGAGCGAGUGUGGUGUGUGUGUGUGCAGCGUGUGGAAUUUUGUGUGAGGUUGUUGUUGUUGGCUUCGGGGGCGACCCCUGUGGGAAAGAGAGAGACUGGGGCUGGUGAGUCGCGCAGGUGUGUGCGUGACUUGACAAGUGAACGACUUUCUUUUGUUUUCUUUUUUCUUUCAAAAAUACAAAAGAGCUGGGGCCUACCAAGAUGGUGCUCAACCUGUUUAAAACGUUGGCCAGCAAGAACGAAGCCGCCCACCGCACCCAAAAUCACCACCAAUCCGCCAGGGGAAAUCAAGACAUUGCGGCUGGAUAUCAACGAUCGGCAGGGACGACGGGAUCCACUUCGUCCAGCGCUGGAAGGAUUUCACGCAUGGCACGAUCGCUACCCCAACACGUGCCGGAAGUGUUGACGCGUCCCGACUCGACUUGCUCCGCCACCGCGGGCAAAGCGACGGCCCACAGUUUGACGGCCGGAUCGGCCAUGAUGAACCGCCUUCACGGAAACAUCCCGACCAGUCCCUUGCCGGGCCAACAUCAACUCUUGACGGGCUCCCUCUCGGCGCCCAGUUCGCCAUCCCAACUGGCCAAGUCGUCGUCCAUCCCGUUGAAGAUGCGACACUCUGUCGGCCGGCACAACGCGCCUCCGCCCAACAUCAUCGUCGAAAAGGGCCGCAUCGAGUUUGUUAAAAACGCCGAUCCGGCCACGUCGCCUCCAUCGCCAUUGGCUAAUGAGAAGCACAAAUUAGUGAUGGGCACAAAGAUAUUCCGGCCGCCGACAUCCUCGUCGUCCUCUUCGUCUAAGAAAUCGGUUUCGGCAACCAGCCCGGAAGCGACGGAAGAGAUGCCGCCCAAAGGCCAAACGAAAUCGAAAGACGGGAGCAUUUCGUUUCGCGAUCGAUCGGCCAGUCCUAAAUUCAAUUCGACGAGGGAAUCGACUCCGCCCUUGCCCGAUUCCAAGAUCCCGUCCGGAAUGCGCGCGGCUGCGAAGCCGAGCAGCACGCCGGACGUUGUUGGCACCAACGGCCGGAAUUUGAUCCCUCGUCCGGGUUUCAUUAAUAAAUCGCGAGAGACGAGCCCUUCGCCUCAGUCUCAGUCGAGUGCCAAAACGUUGUCGAUUCCGGCCGCUGCGUGCAAGAGUGGCGCUGGCAGUUCGUCUGUUCCGGUCAGUCCGAAUCUGAUUCGCUGGAGGGCCAAACUGUCUGGCUCGAGUGUCACCAAUCAUUUGAAUGUCGCCUCGGCCGCCAUUGGCGCUGCUGCUGCUGCUGCCUCUUCUUCUUCUAUAGCCGGAAGCCAUCCUCCUAAAAAGACUACACCAUCACCACCGGUUGGCAUGGUGAAAUUAUCUGGCAACAGUGCCAAAUCGUGUCCUUUGUCGUCGGCCAGCAAACCAACGGCCGUUGCCCAGGUGGAGGAAGAGACGCCAGCUGACGCGGACCCGACCGGUUCGACAACUACGACCGCCAGCAACAAUCAAAUGCAGCUGCUCAACUUGCACUACGAAGUCAAACGACUGGAGGAGACGGUGCAUACGCUGUUGCCAUUACGUCAUCAACAAACGGCCCUCAUCCAAUCGUACGAGGAGAGGUUGAGCGAAGCGCAGGCGCGAUUGGCCGCAGCCGAAGCGGAAGUCGUCCAGCUCAAGGAGCGGUUAUCCCGGUGCGAAGGGGCCGAAGUCGACGGCCGUCAAGUCAUCCAGCAGCUGGAAACCGACAAGGCAUCUAUGGCCGCCAAUCACGAACAGCAAAGGAUCGUGUUCGACAAGUGCCUCGACGAGAUUGCUAAUCACGUCGUUCAGGCUCUCAUCUCACAAAAGAAUUUACAAGGAGAAUGUCGACGUCUUCGAUCGCAAGUCUCCGACCUGGAACAGCGCAACGUGGCCCUGAAUUUGCUGCUGACGCAGAGCCUUCGCGAUUCCAUGUUGGAAAACAAUAAGAAACCGAUGGGAGCGGCGAUGGCGGCGGAUGGGAUGGUCAAGUCGAACUCGUACGACCUCCCGCCGGUUACGUCCAAUAGUAACCAACGCGAUUCGCUUUGUUCCACCGUCAGCGACAGCGAAAUUCGUCUCAACAGCAGUUCGUCCAUCUUUGAAACGGCGUCGGGCGUCCGUCCGCUCGUUUCCAAGGAUUCCAACUGGACUUUGUCGUCGAGCAGCUCCUCGUCUUCCACGUCGCAAGCGGCUUUGGCCGUCCAGCAAUCGGCCGAGACGAACCCGGUGGAAAGGGCCGAGAAAUUGUUGGCCGUUUUGAAGCAUCGCCUUUUCAGCGCUCAAUUGAACAGCUACAAAAGCAUCCGCACUCAGCCCAGGAAUAACGGCGACGUCCGCCGCAGUCUCGUCCUGCCCGCCCAGCAGCAGCAGGCCGAAGUGUCGUUGCCGGCCAGGCCCAGCACUCUCUCCUUUUGUCCUAGUGCCUCAGUCAGCAAUAAAGAAACGUCGGUCAUGACCGCGGCCGUCAACGAUCCGUCCACCCCGUCUGUGCGCGCUCUGGUACAAGUCCUGGAGAAACGAGUGGCUCAUCCGCUUCCGUCCAGCAGCUGCAGCAGCAGCCUGGAAAAGGCCGACAAAUCACCUCGACCUCCGCUUCCUAUUGCUCCCGGACUGGUGCGAUCCAUCCGCAAUGCGGCCGUCUCUGCGGCCGACAGCAACAGCGACAGUCCGGCCAGCAAGGAUGAAGGCUAUUCCACCAUGUCCAGUGACGUCCAGGUGGAUUCGUCGUCGUCGAGCUCGUCGUCUUUCAUCGCGUCCGGCUGCUCGUCACCGGCGACAUUGCGGCGCAGCGCCAGCGGAUCGACUCCAAAUUCGACGACGCGUUCACUGCCAAUGGCCAAACGCAAGACGCUGCUCAGUUCGUCGCCGGCCUCGUCUUCCUUGUCCGAGUCGCGCCCGCAACCCAAUCGCUCCAUUUCUCUACAAGAGACGCAUUCCGGCGCCGGACUGGAAGAGCUCAAAGAAGAGGCAUCCGACGAGACCAAUGAUGACGGCAUCGUUGGUGUGAAAUGCCCAGAGUCGUCGUCAACGCCAUCUAGCGGUCAAUUUUCAGACUACGCAGCUUCAUCUUUUAAGCGAGAAUGGCCCGGCGUCCAGCUGGGAACGCUGUGUGAAGAUUGGUCGCCCAGUUCGGUGGCCAGCGAUACUGAAGAUGUCGAAAGUGACCGAGACGGAAUCUUUUCACCUGCAAGGAACCAAGAAGAUCACAAUGCACCGAAAUGGAAGUCGGAUGAUGAGUUGUACAAAGCCGAUCAAGAGGAGGACGUCGCUGCUACCGGUGAAGAAAGUUGGAAAACGUUGGACUUGAGGAACAAAUCGCAUCAGUCGGAACACGACUCUCAGCAUCCGUUGCGCAGGACUCGGGCCCAAGUUCAACUAUCUAGCGAUGCGUCGGCUGGAGAAGAAGCCAAUCAUUCCGCUGCCGAGCCGCAAAACGAAGAGCGCGUCCCGCCCAAUUACAGCCAGCACGAAAUGGAGGACUGGAUUCUGGACGACAGAGAGCACGAACCGUCUCCUUCCGAGUCGGAAGAGACGGCAGGAGCCACGGCUUUGCCCGCCAUCAGUGAAAAUAGUUACGAGUCAGAUGGCGAUGAUGAGGAAGAAGAAGAGGAGGAGGAGUUUUUUGUUCCAGAAAUUUACAGCCCGACGUGUGAAAUGGCAACGCAGGAAGCGACUGAAAGAGAUGCCGAUGAAGAAGCGGAAGAAGAAAGUCUGGACACUGAAUUCACCCGCGACUAUUACAGACUAGUCAAAUUUGAAUCCAAUCGGAGUCUGGCCAAUUCGGAAAAGUACGACCAUUGCCCGCCGGGAACGGAGGCGGCCACAGCCGAGUCGUCUGGGCUCUUUCCGCCACCCGAUCGGCAAGUGGCUCUGCAAACGGUGCUGGAUUUUAUUGCGGAACAGCAGCGUUACUGCGCCAUUCGCGAGACGGCCGACGCUGUCACGCCCGAAUUGCCGCAUCCCAAUGGGCUGGACAAGGAGCCGACAACCGGCCAUAAUUCACUGCUGCAGUUGCGUCAUCUUCUCGCUGACGAUGACAGCUCCAGGGAGGCGGACAGCAGCGACGAUGAGGAAAGAGACGGAAGUGCUGACCUGCACACCGGAUUCUCCACUAAUUGGAUGCCCGUCCACAGCAACGGGGCGGAACUUGUCGAUCUAAGCAACGCCGAGGUGAGGGCUUCCAUGCUUGAAAAGCUGUUCAGAUCCGCUUCCACUUCUAGCAUAAACGAGUCCAGCUCUAGCGAUUCGUUCGAGGGAAAUGAUGAAAAAGAGUUCAGUCUCGACAACAGCCAGGAUUCUUGUCCGCCAUCCAUUGCCAGUCCAUCGGCGGCCGAGGAGAGCCAUUGCUGAACAGAACAAAACAAAACGAACAAUGCAAAACAAUAGAGAACCUUCAUUUUGUUUUUGAAGGGGGUGAAUCAAUUUGACAGAGAUUAAUAACGUGCUGCUAUUAAUUCAAUCAGCUUUGAUGGUGAAAAUUUUGUAAAAAAAAAAAAUAAAUAAAAAAUGUGAAAUUCAGCAAGACACAAUAACUCGUCGUCGUCUCGUCACAGGGUGCGGAGAUUGUAAUUGACAAAAAAGAAUGUACCUGUUUGUGAUUUAUUUUUCUUUCUUUUUGUUUGUUUGUCCACAUUUUGCAUUCUUGACAUGGUGUCUAGCCCGACCCUUUCAUGUUGCUCUUUUUCACUGAAUUCAAUUCAUAAUGUCUGUCGUUGUGAUAUGCGUUUUACUAUUAUUUUUGAUUAUGACCUUCUCUUUUAUAUUAACACGCCCUUCAACUGCAACCGGCUCGAGUGUACAAAAACAAAAGUCUAAUUACUGAUACAAAAAUAAGCACAAACAAUACAAACAAUUGACUGCCA
This is a messenger RNA of Daphnia carinata, 5206 nucleotides long. Its product is annotated as serine-rich adhesin for platelets-like. Gene Ontology annotation, cellular component: microtubule plus-end. The record is from RefSeq and is a predicted model, not a curated record. The transcript is spliced from 10 exons. Gene Ontology annotation, biological process: microtubule bundle formation; microtubule depolymerization. Bases 564 to 4694 code for a protein of 1376 amino acids. Lineage: Eukaryota; Metazoa; Arthropoda; Branchiopoda; Diplostraca; Daphniidae.